Molecule: messenger RNA, 558 nt
Organism: Pleuronectes platessa (European plaice)
Lineage: Eukaryota; Metazoa; Chordata; Actinopteri; Pleuronectiformes; Pleuronectidae
Exons: 6
Coding region: 1-411 (136 amino acids)
Source: RefSeq, a predicted model, not a curated record
AUGGAUACCUGGAAGAUGCAGCUUGUUGUUGUGACUUUUUGCACUUUGUUGCAAACCUGUCAGGGACUCACUGCUAGAGAGGAAGAGGAGAGAGGAUUGUCUACAGAGUGGCAGGAGGAUUCACAGAGACCGAUGGAGUCGGAUGUGAGCCACCUGGUAGCCUCCCUGAUGAAGAGAUCUAAAGCACACCGCUUCUACGGACUCAUGGGAAAACGCUCAGGUGUUAAGAAACCUUUCAAAGUUAAUCGACGGAAUAAGGGAGAGACAUUCGUAGGCCUGAUGGGAAGAAGCAUCUCCAGUGAUGAGUCUUUGACCAGAAUAAAUCCAUCUGCAACAACCACCGGGGUCGAUGUUUCAGAGAAACCACACAAGCAAGGUUCAUCUGAGGAGUGGAUCCAAAUCCUGUAUUGAUGGAGUUACGGGGGAAGAAAAUACACCUGACUAUGAUCUAUACAAUUUUACACCAAAGAAGACGCUGCAUAUAUCUGAUUCCUUGAAAUACACUCUGCUUGCAGCUUCAGUUCAUGCCAACGACGACUGUAUUAAUCCCAAACUUAA